Messenger RNA from Thamnophis sirtalis, 6053 nucleotides. Lineage: Eukaryota; Metazoa; Chordata; Lepidosauria; Squamata; Natricidae. The record is from RefSeq and is a predicted model, not a curated record.
AUGACGACGCAGAUGGAAACGCACAUCCAAUACAACCAUUGCUACAUGAUGACUGAAGACUACAUGGCACAGGAGGAAGACUGGGAUCGGGAUUUACUGCUUGACCCAGCCUGGGAAAAGCAACAGCGAAAGACAUUCACAGCUUGGUGCAAUUCCCAUUUGCGGAAGGCCGGGACACAGAUUGAGAAUAUUGAAGAAGACUUCCGGAAUGGCCUAAAACUCAUGCUCCUAUUAGAGGUGAUUUCAGGUGAGCGGUUGCCAAAGCCAGACAAGGGCAAGAUGCGUUUCCACAAAAUUGCUAAUGUCAACAAGGCCCUGGACUUCAUUUCCAGUAAGGGGGUGAAGUUGGUAUCCAUUGGAGCUGAGGAAAUUGUGGAUGGAAACCUGAAGAUGACUCUGGGUAUGAUCUGGACAAUCAUCCUCCGAUUCGCUAUCCAGGACAUCUCAGUGGAAGAAACUUCGGCCAAAGAGGGGCUGCUGCUGUGGUGCCAAAGGAAGACAGCUCCCUACCGGAACGUCAAUGUGCAGAACUUCCACAUUAGCUGGAAGGAUGGCCUGGCACUCUGCGCCCUGAUCCAUCGGCAUCGUCCCGACCUCAUUGAUUACGCCAAGCUCAGAAAGGAUGAUCCCAUUGGGAACCUCAAUACAGCUUUUGAAGUGGCUGAGAAAUAUCUGGAUAUCCCCAAGAUGCUGGACGCAGAAGAUAUUGUCAACACCCCCAAACCAGAUGAGAAAGCCAUCAUGACAUACGUUUCUUGUUUCUAUCAUGCUUUUGCUGGUGCGGAGCAGGCUGAGACAGCAGCCAAUAGGAUCUGCAAAGUGCUGGCUGUCAAUCAAGAGAAUGAGAAACUGAUGCAGGAGUAUGAAAAGCUGGCCAGUGAGACUCUGGCCUCCGAUCUCCUACAGUGGAUUGAACUGACCAUCUUGACCCUGAAUGACCGGAAGCUGGCUAACUGUCUGAGUGGCGUGCAGAACCAGCUGCAGGCUUUUAAUACCUAUCGCACGGUGGAGAAACCAGCCAAAUUCACAGAGAAGGGGAAUCUCGAAGUUCUGCUCUUCACCAUCCAGAGUAAAAUGAGAGCCAACAAUCAGAAAGUUUACACCCCACGGGAAGGCAGGCUGAUUUCUGACAUCAACAAGGGCUGGGAGCGCCUGGAAAAGGCAGAGCAUGAGCGGGAGCUGGCUCUGCGCAAUGAAUUGAUUCGGCAAGAGAAACUGGAACAGCUGACAGCUCGCUUCGACCGCAAAGCAGCCAUGCGAGAAACCUGGCUGAGUGAAAACCAGCGCCUCGUCUCCCAGGACAACUUUGGCUCAGAUAUUUCAGCCGUGGAGGCUGCCGUGCGCAAACACGAAGCCAUCGAGACGGACAUUGUGGCCUACAACGAGCGGGUGACGGCUGUGAAUGCCGUGGCCGAUGAGUUGGAGGCAGAGGGCUACCACGACAUCAAGCGGGUGCUAGCACGUAAGAACAACGUGGUACGACUCUGGGACUACCUCCGCGAACUGGUGGCUGCUCGUCGCGAACGCCUCCAGCUCCACUUUGAGCUGCAGAAAAUACUUCAGGACUUGACCUACCUCAUGGACUGGUUGGAAGAAAUGAAGGGUCGCCUCCAAUCUCAGGACUUUGGGAAACACUUGCAUGGUGUGGAUGACCUGCUUCAGAUUCAUGCUCUGGUGGAAGCCGACAUUGCUGUCCAGGCCGAACGGGUAAAAGCCAUCAGUACUGCUGCUCAACGUUUUGCCACUCCUGGAGAAGGAUACAAACCCUGCGAUCCCCAUCUUGUCGAAGAGCGAGUGGCAACGCUGAACCGGUGCUAUCAGGAACUGGUGGCCUUGGCCGCCCAACGCCGUGCCAAGCUGGAGGAGUCACGCCGCCUCUGGAAGUUCUUCUGGGACAUGGGGGAGGAGGAGGCCUGGAUCCGCGAACAGAGCCAGAUCCUCUCCUCCGAUGACUUCGGCAAGGACUUGACGAGCGUGCUGCGCCUCACCAGCAAGCACAACGCUUUCCGGGACGAGAUGACGGGCCGGGCUGGGCCGUUGCAGCAGAGCAUCGCCGAAGGUCGGCAGCUGGUGUCCGAGGGCCACUUUGGAGCUACCGAGGUGGCCGAGCGGAUCCAGGAAAUCGAAGAGCAGUGGGAUCAGCUGGAGGCUCUGUCAAGUGAGCGGGAACGGCGUCUUCUCCAAGCCUCCAACCUUUAUCAGUUCCAGGCCGAUGCCAACGACAUGGAGGCCUGGUUGCUGGACACUCUCCGCUUGGUCUCCAGCUCGGACAUGGGCCACGACGAAUACUCGACCCAGAGCCUGGUCAAGAAGCACAAGGACGUGGAGGAAGAGAUUCACAACCACCGGCCGGCCCUGGAUGCCCUCCACGAGCAGGCCCGCAGCUUGCCCUCCAACUUUGCCCAUUCCCCCGAAGUGGACGGGCGCUUGCCAGCCCUGGAGCAGCGCUACGAAGAACUGGUGGAGCUGGCUGAGCACCGCAAACAGGCCCUGCAGGACGCCCUUAACCUUUACAAGAUGUUCAGCGAAGCCGACGCUUGCAGCCUUUGGAUCAGCGAGCGGGAGUACUGGAUCGAAACGAUGGACGUGCCGGAGAGGUUGGAAGACCUGGAAGUGGUGCAGCAAAGGUUUGAGACCCUGGAGCCAGAAAUGAAUAACCUGGCCUCUCGCAUCGCGGCAGUCAACGAGAUUGCAAGCCAGCUUUUGGGCGCCGAUCACAGAAACAAGGAAAGCAUUCAAGCCACCCAAGAACAGCUCAAUAUUCGGUGGCAGCAGUUCCAGUCCUUGGCGAGCCAAAAGAAGGAGGCCUUGACCUCGGCCCUCAGCAUCCAGAACUACUUCUUGGAGUGCAACGAAACCAAGGCUUGGAUGCGGGAGAAAACCAAGGUGAUCGAAUCGACCCAAGGUCUGGGCAACGACCUGGCAGGGGUGAUGGCUCUGCAGCGCAAGCUGGCUGGCAUGGAGCGUGAUCUGGAGGCCAUCCAGGGCAAAGUCACGGACUUGCACGAGGAGGCAGACCGGUUGUCGGCCCAGCACCCGGAACAAGCCGCCGCCAUCUCCAGCCGGCUCGCCGAAAUCGACGGGACUUGGGACGAGCUGCGGGGAACCAUGCGGCGUCGCGAGGAGUCCCUGGGAGAAGCCAGCAAGCUUCAGGGCUUCCUGCGGGACCUGGACGACUUCCAGGCGUGGCUCUUGCGCACCCAGACCGCCAUCGCCUCCGAGGACGUCCCGGCUACCCUGCCAGAGGCAGAGCAGCUGCUGAGCCAACACGAGACCAUCCGGAACGAGGUGGAGCAUUACAAGGCCGACUACCAGCGCUUGCGGACCAUGGGGGAAGAGGUGACGCAAGGCCACACCGACGCCCAGCACAUGUUCCUUCAGCAGCGCCUCCAGGCCCUCGACACAGGAUGGAACGAACUCGGGCAGAUGUGGGAGAACCGGCACCAGCUGCUUUCGCGGGCUUACAGCUUCCAGAUCUUCCUGAGGGACACCAAGCAAGUGGAAGGUGUGCUCAGCAACCAGGAAUAUGUGUUGACUCACACCAGCAUGCCCAGCUCUCUCCAGGCUGCCGAGGCUGCCAUUAAGAAACACGAAGAUUUCAUGACCACCAUGGAAGCCAACGGAGAGAAGAUCAAAGGCCUGGUGGACUCUGGGCGGAAACUCAUCCUGGAAGACAGCCUGCACUCUGACAAGAUCCAGGAGAAGGUUAACUCUAUUGACAGUCGACACAGAAAAAACCAGGAGGCAGCUCAAGAUCUCCUGGCUCGGCUCCGGGACAAUCGAGUCCUUCAACAUUUCCUCCAAGAUUGUCAAGAGCUCACCCUGUGGAUCAACGAAAAGAUGCUCUCAGCCCAGGAUAUGUCCUACGACGAAGCCCGAAACCUCCACACCAAGUGGCAGAAGCACCAGGCCUUCAUGGCGGAGUUGGCCUCCAACAAGGGCUGGCUUGAGAAGAUCCAAAAGGAUGGGGAGCAGCUGGUGUCCGAGAAGCCCGAACUGGAGCCCGUGGUGAGAGCCAAGCUGGAUGAACUCCAGAAACUCUGGCAAGAAUUGGAAUCCAGCACCCAGAGCAAGGCUCAGUGCCUCUUCGAUGCCAACCGGGCCGAGCUCUUCACCCAGAGCUGCUCGGCCCUGGAGGCUUGGCUCAGCGGCCUGCAGGCUCAGCUGCACUCCGACGACUAUGGCAAGGACCUGACCAGCGUCAACAUCUUGCUCAAGAAACAGCAGACUCUGCAGAAGGAGAUCCAAGGUCACCAGCCGCGGAUCAACGACAUUGUGGGGAGGUGGCAGGGGCUGGCGUGCAGCGGUCUGGAGGCGGAGCUUCAGGGCCGAGUCGAGACGCUAGAGGAGAUAUGGCGGGAGCUGCAAGACCAGGUGGACCAGAGGCGCGGGCGGCUGGAGAAAGCCCAAAUGGCCCAGCAGUUUUACUUCGACGUCGCCGAAGCCGAGGCCUGGAUGGGUGAACAGGAGUUGCACAUGAUGUCAGAGGAGAAGGCGAAAGAUGAGCUGAUUGCUCAGGCCAUGGUCAAGAAACAUUUGGGGAUGGAGCAGGCUCUGGAAGAUUAUGCCCAGACUGUCCAUCAACUCUCUGUGCAGAGCCGGGACAUGGUGAAUAACAACCACCCUGAAAGUGAGAGGAUCAAUCUUCGGCAAGGCCAAGUGGACAAGCUCUAUGCCAGCUUGAAGGAUCUGGCAGAAGAGCGUCGGGCCAAACUGCAGGAGCAUCUUCGUCUCUGCCAGCUGAAGCGGGAAGUGGAUGACUUAGAGCAAUGGAUCUCAGAACGGGAAGUGGUGGCGGCCUCCCACGAACUUGGGCAAGAUUAUGAACACGUUACGAUGCUGCGGGACAAGUUCCGGGAAUUCUCACGUGACACCAGCACCAUUGGCCAGGAGAGAGUGGACGGUGUCAACCGUCUGGCGGAUGAGAUGAUCUCCACUGGCCAUUCCGAGAAUGCCACCAUUGCGGAGUGGAAGGACAGCUUGAAUGAAGCCUGGGCAGAUCUCCUGGAACUCAUUGACACUAGAAGCCAGAUGUUGGCAGCUUCUUAUGAGUUACACCGCUUCUACCACGAUGCCCGGGAGACUCUCAGCCAGGUCCAGAACAAACAGAAGCAGCUCCCGGACGAAGCAGGGAGAGACCUCAACACAGCCGAAGCCCUGCAAAGAAUGCACACAGCCUACGAACAUGACAUUCAAGCCUUGAGUGCUCAGGUAAAACAGGUGCAGGACGAUGCAGCGCGGCUGCAGAAGGCCUAUGCCGGCGAAAAGGCUGAUGACAUCCGGAAGCACGAGCAGUCGGUGAGCGAGGCCUGGUCUGACCUCCUCGGCGGCAGCAGUGACCGUCGGCAACUCCUUAUGGACACGGUGGACAAAUUCCGCUUUUUCGGCAUGGUACGAGACCUUCUGCUAUGGAUGGAUGACAUCAACCUUCAGAUAGAUGCCCAGGAGAAGCCCAGGGAUGUGUCAGCUGCCGACCUGGUCAUCAAGAAUCACCAAGGGAUCAAGGCCGAGAUGGAGGCCCGGACCGACAGCUUCAACGCCUGCAUAGCAAUGGGAGAUGACUUGCUGGCUAAGGGGCACUACGCUUCUACGAAGGUUCGUGUAGUGGCAGUGCAGAAGACCGUGGUUAUUGUGAGGAGCUAGUGACGUAUUUUGAGCUCUUCUUCCUAUUAAGAAAACUCUAGAAGCGCAGAGCUCAUUCUGAGCUAACCUGUUUGUUUUCCACUCUGUCUUGCUGAAUGAGGGGAAUCUUCAAGCAGCUUCAAAGUUUUUCCUGCUCUGAAAAUCUCAGACCUUGUAUUCUCAGGUCAGGUUUUAUAGUCUCCUCCCCAUGGCAGGAUCAUGAAAUCAGGGUGCCAAGUUUUGAUUUUUUUUUUAAAAAGUCUUGGGAUUCUUUGUUGGGAGCAUUUGCAAUGGAACCUAGCGCUACUGUGGAAAAAUUGGCCACUGGUCGAGGCAUCUCAACCGUUCUUAUUAAGGAGAUCCUGACAUCCUGUACGCGGUGGCUCAGUGGUUAAGACGCUGGGCUUGUCAAUCAGAAAGGUUGGCAAUUC